Messenger RNA from Rhipicephalus microplus (southern cattle tick), 639 nucleotides. RefSeq names its product retinol dehydrogenase 7. Gene Ontology annotation, biological process: steroid metabolic process. Gene Ontology annotation, cellular component: intracellular membrane-bounded organelle. Lineage: Eukaryota; Metazoa; Arthropoda; Arachnida; Ixodida; Ixodidae. The record is from RefSeq and is a predicted model, not a curated record. Gene Ontology annotation, molecular function: oxidoreductase activity.
AUGAGUCUAUGCGACGCCAUGGUUGUUAUUUCAGGGUGCGACAGCGGCUUUGGAUAUUAUCUGGUCAAAAGCCUUUCCCGCAUAGGUUUCUUUGUGUUUGCCGGCUGCCUGGACGCCAAUAGCGAUGGAGCCAACGACCUGAGGACGCUCGACAACGUCAAAGUUCUGCAGAUGGAUAUCAGCAGCGAAGAGCAAGUCAACGACGCCGUAGCGACCAUCAAAGUAGGGUUGGGCUCCAAAGUGCUCUGGGCGGUCGUCUGCAACGCGGGUAUGCGAAACGAAGGACUACUCGAAUGGAUUCCCAUGGAUGCCCUGAAGAGAGUAAUCGACGUCAACAUCAUCGGCAACUGCCGAGUCAGUAAAGCGUUCUUGCCGGUACUCAGAAAAGCAAGAGGACGCCUUGUGGUCGUCACAAGCUCUUUCGGUUACGUAACCAUGCCGAUGGCAACUCCAUACUCGAUGACAAAGCACGCUCUUGUGUCCAUGGUCGAUGGACUUCGCCGGGAGUGCUAUGGCAAGGGAGUCGACAUCAUCUCGGUUAUGCCUCAAGCUUACAAGUCAUGCCUGGUCGGGUCUCCGUGCACCUGCUGCUCUUCGCCAACGCCCGAGAACUCGCUGGCACUGCAGAAGUUUCGCUAA